Molecule: messenger RNA, 1263 nt
Organism: Adineta steineri
Lineage: Eukaryota; Metazoa; Rotifera; Eurotatoria; Adinetida; Adinetidae
Source: the annotation of a GenBank genome assembly
AUGAUGGGUCGAAAUCAAAUAGGAUCUGAACUGGUUACAUCGAAUUCUCAACAGACGUCAACUGAUCGAUCAACUUUAUUAAGCAAAUGUUUAAAAAAAAAGAAAUUUUUAUGGAUUACUAUUGGUAUUAUCGUUGUUAUUUUGAUUGUAACUAUUCCAAUCGUGAUUAUUAAAUCAAAACCAGCAGACAUAACAAAACUAUCAAAUGUAAUAACAGAAACAACAAACGUGAUAAACCUAUCAACUGUGACAAAAAAAACAACAAUGAUAAGAAAACAACCAACUGUUAUAACAAAAGCAACGAUUCAAAAAUCUAGAACAACAACAACAUAUAACCCAACGACAGAAGUACAAAGCAAGCCAAAAUCUGACAAAUGGAAACAACAUGGAAUUACUGUUGCUGGAAAAGGUGGACAAGGAAAUAGCUUAAGUCAACUCUCUGUCCCCCAGGGGAUGUAUAUUGAUGAUGAUGAAAGCAUUUUGAUUGCUGAUACUGGAAAUCAUCGUAUUGUUAAAUGGAAAGAUGAUCCUAACAAUGGUCAAGUCAUUGUAGGUGGAAUGGGAGUGGGUGACAGACAGGAUCAGCUCAGCGUACCAUUCGACGUAACUGUUGACAAACAAAAGAAUGCGAUAAUCAUAUGUGAUCAUGGAAAUCGACGAGUGAUGCGAUUAUUCCGUCAAAGUCAAACAAAUCCACAAAUUAUCAUUUCUGAUAUUGCAUGUGGCGGUAUGGCGAUGGACAAAAAUGGAUCUCUUUAUGUUUCUGAUAUGUACAAGGCUGAAGUGAUACGAUGGAAAGAAGGAGAUACAUAUGGAACAAUAGUUGCAGGUGGAAAUAGCCAAGGAAAUCAUUCCAAUCAACUCUAUCGACCUCAUCAUAUCUUUGUCGAUGAAGAUUAUUCUGUUUAUGUAGCGGAUACUCUUAAUCAUCGUGUAAUGAAAUGGACAAAAGAUGCAAAAAAAGGAAUUCUUGUCGCUGGUGGAAAUGGACAUGGAAAUCGUCUCGAUCAAUUCUCUGGUCCUUAUGCAGUGAUUGUUGAUAAUUCGGGUCAAAUCAUUAUUGCAGAUCAUGACAAUCAUCGAAUAAUUCAAUGGUAUGAAGGGAACGCACAAGGUUCAAUUGUUGUUGGUGGAAAUGGUCAAGGCGACAGAUCAAAUCAAUUAAAUUAUCUCAAGGGUCUCUCAUUUGAUGUUGAAGGAAAUCUUUAUGUUGUUGAUUCUCAUAAUCAUCGAAUUCAAAAAUAUGAACUAAGUACGGAAUAA